CGCAGUUGAAAAUGUCUGACGAAGAGCCUGUCGAUGUGAUGCCCGCAAUCCGCAAGGCCUGUGAGCCUAAGUGCGAGCAAUCCUUCAACGCCUACCAGGCUUGCCUGGACCGCGUCAAGGCCAAGGGUGUCGGCGCUUGCGACGGCCAGUACUUCGAUUAUCUGCACUGCAUCGACAAAUGCUCCGUCCCCCAGAUCAUGAAGCACCUGAAGUAAACAUGACCGUCUGCACGCCGACUCAAUCGUUUCGCCGGCGGCUACUCUUUGACUACCAGGUGUGCCAGUGCGUGUGUGCCUGCAGAGAUGCUGUCUGCGCUGUACUGCCAGCCCAAGACGAUUAAAAAAGUUAGUACACUCCAAUCUCAAAAAAAGAAGAAAAUAACAUGUAUUGAUGGGUUUGCAAUGC
Messenger RNA from Phytophthora infestans T30-4, 405 nucleotides. RefSeq lists its product as uncharacterized. The transcript has 3 exons. Gene Ontology annotation, biological process: mitochondrial electron transport, ubiquinol to cytochrome c. The coding region runs from base 39 to 215 and encodes 58 amino acids. The record is from RefSeq and is a predicted model, not a curated record. NCBI's taxonomy places the organism in Eukaryota, Oomycota, Peronosporomycetes, Peronosporales, Peronosporaceae.